AUGGCCGUCGUGAACAAUCGUCGUUGCGUGAAGAUUUUCAUUCAUCUAUCUAUCUAUCUAUCUAUCUAUCUAUCUAUCUAUCUAUCUAUCUAUCUCAGUCAAUUCAUAUCUAUCUAUCUAUCUAUCUAUCUAUCUAUCUAUCUAUCUAUCUAUCUAUCUAUCUCAGUCAAUUCAUAUCUAUCUAUCUAUCUAUCUAUCUAUCUAUCUAUCUAUCUAUCUAUCUAUCAUAACAAUUCAUAUUUAAUAAAAAACUUUCUGUCUAAAAAAUUCAUAUCUACUAAAACGCUUUCUUUCAACCUAUCUAUCUAUCUAUCUAUCUAUCUAUCUAUCUAUCUAUCUAUCUAUGAGGAAAACAACAUCUAUCUAUCUAUCUAUCUAUCUAUCUAUCUAUCUGACUUUUCUUUUUCUUUCUUUCUUUCUUUCUUUCGCUACCGUUUCAUAUCUAUCUAUCUAUCUAUCUAUCCAUCUAUCUAUCUAUCUACAAAAACUCUAUUUUUCUCCCUCUCUAUCUAUCUGUUUCAGGCUUCUAUUUUCCUUUCUUUUUUCUUUCAUUCUAUUUUCCUUCUUUUUCUUUCAUUCUAUCUUGCUGUCUGUUUCUUUCCUUCUUUCCUGCUUUCUUUUUUUUCUUUCGGUCUUUCUUCCUUUCAUGCCGUUUCUUCAUCUAAUUCUCUCUUUGCCAAUUUCUUUUCCUUCCAUUUUCUCCUUCUCUCUAUUUUGCCUACAUUUUUCAUUACUGACAGCCAUUUUCUUUCUUUCUUUCUUUCUUUCUUUCUUUCUUUUCCCUGUUCUUCUUUUCACUUUGUUUGGUUUUUGUUUCUUUCUUUCUUUCGUUUCUUUUUCUUUUUCUCUUUCUGUCACUUUUCUUUCUUUCUUUCUUCUUAUAUGAUUCUUCGUGUCUUUCCCUUUCUUUCGUUUUCUUUUUCUUUCUUUCCCAUAUGUUUGUUUAGUUCUUUUUUUUCUUUUUUUUUUUUGACAUAUAUUUAUUUAUUUCCCCUAUACUUCCUUUUAUUCUUCCUUCUUUCUUUCUUUCUUUCUUUCUUUCUUUGGCAUAUUUUUAUUUAUUUUCCAUAUGUUUCCUAUCAUCUUUCUUUCUUUCUUUCUUUCUUUCUUUCUUUCUUUCUUUCUUUCUUUCUUUUUUCUUUAUUUCUUUAUUUAUUUAUUUAUUUAUUUAUGUCUUUCUUUCUUUCUUUCUUUCUUUCUUUCUUUCUUUCUUUCUUUCUUUCUUUCUUUCUUUUAUGCAUCCAUUCAACUUCCUGCUAUCCAUUAAAACCAUAUCCCUCCUAUAUUUCUUUAUUUUUUUCUUUCUUUUUUUCUAAAUUUCUUUCUUUAUUUCAAAUAUGCAUCCAUUAA
Molecule: messenger RNA, 1350 nt
Organism: Acanthosepion pharaonis
Lineage: Eukaryota; Metazoa; Mollusca; Cephalopoda; Sepiida; Sepiidae
Source: the annotation of a GenBank genome assembly